Messenger RNA from Styela clava, 1434 nucleotides. RefSeq lists its product as uncharacterized. The record is from RefSeq and is a predicted model, not a curated record. NCBI's taxonomy places the organism in Eukaryota, Metazoa, Chordata, Ascidiacea, Stolidobranchia, Styelidae.
AAAGCAGUUAAGAUAUUACUAGUUCAAAAAUUUUGAUAUAUCGAAGAAAUUCCUAUUUAUAAUGAUAUUUAUACUUCUAAGCAUUUUGCAAGUAUCGAAGCUGGCUUCAGGGCAAUGUUUUGGAGAGACUAAAAUUGAAUCAGAAGCUUCGGGCAUUGUAAAAUCUCCUGGUCAUCCUGGAAGCUACUAUAACAAUGAUGAAUGCAACUGGAUUGUCAAUAACAAUCUUGAAGACUACGCAAUAGAAAUUGAUGUAUUGGAAAUACAGACUUCUUAUGAUGGAUUUAGAAAAACACGUUGCUCUGGUUCACUUUCUAUAAAUGAAGAAAAACUGGACUGUUUUUCCAGUAAACCAUUUUGUAACCUGUAUUCGACUUCAUCAAAAUGCAACAAAAUAACUUUUUCAAUAUCUGAGUUAUCUCACUGCAUUCCAAAAUCUAUGAAUGAUGAAGGUGUCAAAAUACAGUUAAAGACAAAGUUUUUCGUUACUUUCACAGCACAAAAAUUCAAAUUGAAAUACAGAUUUUUCAAUUGUUCAGAUACUGACACGACAAAAACGCCCAAAGAAACAAAUGCAGGAAGUAAAUUUAUCAGGCCAAUCAACGAGGAUACUACCAUCUCCUCCAAUACGACUGUUGAAACGAAUCCAGCAGCUAACCCCAACAUUGAAGCGAUCGCUGUGCCAAUAAUGUUAAUAAGUCUAAUUACUCUGUUGUUAACUCUAUUCAUGCUAUGGAGACGCAGAGCAAAACAAGCUUUUUCUACUAAAUCUGAGAAUCCCUACGCUGAAGCACACGACUUUACAAACGGAAUAGACAACACUAAUGCAAAUACAGAUACUGGUACUUAUGAAGUUUGGAAUGGAAAUACUCAAACAAAAUAUGGAAAUAAUUUUUCCAUCGUUGGUAAUGAGAAUGCAGCUGCAAACAUCACACAAAACGGGAUAUAUGAAGAUAUUCCUGUAGUAAAACACGACUACAUGGGAGUAGAUACAAACCUAUUUGUAGCGGAAACAGGUUACGCAUUUGCGGAUAAGGGAUACGUUGAUAUUGAUGGCAAAUAUGCUAUGGCUACUAAUAUGGCCAACAAUGACUAUAAUGACAACACACAAUACGCAUUUGCUGACAAAGGUUACGUAGAUAUUGACAACAAAUAUGCAAUGGCAAAAAAUGACAAAAAUGCUCCAUUGGAAAAUGUAUAUGAACCAUCAAAUUCAGAACAUGAUUUAAUGGGCCCGGACAUUCCUACUUCCCCAAAUCAUUACGAAAUGGCAGAAAAAGAAUAUGAAUUAGUAGGUGGACGAUAUGCCAUGGCCGACAGCGCAUCGAAUAAUGAAUAUAAAAAGACUGAAGAGAAUACAAAUGAAUAUGAAAUAGCCGUACAAGGAACAAAUGAUAACGAGAACCCCUAUGAAUUGCCAAGUUCUGAAUGAUU